Phytophthora infestans T30-4 is the source of this 1603-nucleotide messenger RNA. RefSeq lists its product as uncharacterized. The record is from RefSeq and is a predicted model, not a curated record. Lineage: Eukaryota; Oomycota; Peronosporomycetes; Peronosporales; Peronosporaceae. The coding region runs from base 1 to 1569 and encodes 522 amino acids. The transcript has 2 exons.
AUGUGCAAGUUCUUUCUCUGGGCGCGCUGCGAGAGAUGCGACCCGUCGUCGUCCGCGCCCUCGUCUGCUAGCGCUGGGCUCUCUUCCUGGCCUCAGCUCAAACAGCUCAACGCUGCUGUGACCAUCACACCACUGGACAGCGACGCUCAGCUGCGCAAUCGCAAGCGCCAGCGACCGUCGGCUCCAUCGUCUCCAUCCGCGUCCUUCUCCACUCCGGGGGACUUAAAGCUCGACUUCGCCGGCUUCGAGGUCGGCAACAACGCCCCGUCCACUAUCGUGUCCUCGGCCUCACUGUCGCUAGCAACCACCUCGUCGGCCGUGACCUAUCCGGCCGCCUCGAACGGGUACUUCACCCCGAACAGCUACCCGCCUGCCGUCUCCACGGACGACGUACUUACCUUCCUCAAGAACCUGCAACUCGCGCAGGACCAGGCGGCGUUGGCGCUGGCCACGCAGCGACUCGCUCAGGACGGAUUCGACUCGGUGCUAGCCUUAGCUUUCGCGGUCGUGAGUGAACUGCAGCACGCCGGUAUCGCUGACGCCCAGCUCGUGUGGCAACAGGCGCACCGUGACUUCCAAGCCCGGCGGUUCCAGGUCCCCGGCGUGUUGUCUCCCAACUACACGGUAUCGCGAUGGAUGGAGCUUUGCGGGAUCCCGAAGGUCAACAUCUUCGAGUACACUGAGUACCUGUGCCGUCUGGGCUACUCGGCGGUGCGGGAUCUCGAGUUCAUCCUGCACGACCAACGUGCUCUUGCCGUCUUCAAGAUCGGCCACGGCCGCCUCAUAGCGCACUGUAUCCAGUCGGCCAUCAACCGACACCAUUUGCAAGCAGCCAGCUACCAGUACGGCACCCACGGCCCCGACGUGUACACUGCCGGAUCGUCGAGCGCACUGCUUCAACCGCUGGACAUCCAGCGCGAGAACGAGUUCGACGUGCAGGCCUACGACAGCUUCUUGGAGGCGCUGAUCGAGCCGACGGACGCUGAGAAGUUGCAGCAACGAUACUCGGCGCCGGGUGCUCUGACUCUGAGCCGUGAGAACGACACGAACCGCGUCAAUCUCGUUGGUACUACUGAUGUGUUCGGCAACCGGAUGAGUUUCGGUGGGGUGUCGUCGCCCGUACCUCCCAGUAUGCCUCUGCGUCUGCUCCCGCAAGAGCACUUGCAGUUGCUGUACGAAGCGGUCAACUUGCCGCGUCCCAAUCCGUGCCGUCGUGGCAAAAAGAUCUAUUGGUCGGUGCUAGCCACGGGCGGCAUGAAAGAAGACCGAUUCGCUCCUCUGACCCAAUUCAUGGCCGCUGAGCUGCAGAACGCCUACUUGCGUCAAUUCGAGCUGCCAGCCACCAACCCCGUCAAAAUAGACGCGUGGAGCGACGAGAACAUCCGACAGCUCGAGCAUGCCGUCAAGGAUCCUCGCUGUCGCCACCUGUCCAAGGUGUGCUGGGAGAUGCUGGCCACGGGCCGCACGGGCGUCGACGAGUACGCACCUCUGGCCAAGUUCACUGCGUCGCAGCUCCGCUCGCGGUUCCGCUCGCUGUUCGGCGACAAACGCCCGCAGAAGCUGCGCUAAAAGAGCAAAUGCUCAAGCUGCAGCAACAGCAACA